GAGAGAGUUGGAGCUGCCGAUGUGGGAGCCCUGUGGAUUGUAGAUUUCUGAGGAAAACUGAAGGCUCCAACACUCUUUUAGGUGUGAUACCGCAGAAGUCCCAGAGCGUGGCCCUGCCUCAGAUCAGGGGGGAGUGAGGAUUGAGAGAGCAGGCCCAAGCUGCCUGUUAUAGUUUGUAGGGGUAUCCUAAAAAGGAUUUCAGGCUGUUAGGGCAGAGCCCAGAGCCUCUGAGCUCAGAGGUCUGAGGCCAGGGGUACCCUUCUACCAUAGAGAAAAUACCAUAGAUCUGAGGCCAGAGGCACCCUUCUACCAUGAGCCUUCACUGCCCAGGAUCCUCGGUAGAGAGUAGUCAUCUCCUCAAGUGGUGGAGCCUCCCCAGAGCACAGUGGGUAAGGUGGGGGUGGCACACCCUGGGUUCACUGGAAACUAGGUGCUGGAAGUCGACUUCCAGAGGAAAUUACCUGAGAAGUAACUUUAAGAUGCUACUGUCAAUCUAGCGCAGGUGGGAUGGGUCACCUCCAAAAGGUAUCUGCCCAUGGCUAUACUCUCCCAAACUUGGGGCACGGAGAAUGUUAGCCAUCAGACUGGCAGAGUGGAAGACAUGCACGGUGGUGAGUCUGUGUGGGGAGCCUGCCAUGAGUUUAGACGUGGCAUGGUGGCAGCGGGCUGUGUUGGACCAAGUAGGUGGUACCAUGAUUUCCUGGAAGCUAACAGAAAUGACUGGAGAUCAGGCCCAUCGAGGGGACUAUGGAGCAGGGGCCCGACCUUGUAGGGAAGCCAUAUCCAAAGACAGAGAAGCAAGGACCGUGCUCUGUGUAGAAGAGGGCUGUCCAGACAGAAGGUCGUUCCAGCAGACGUGAAGUCUGAAGCUGGAAGCUGGAACCAGGAUGGCUCAGAAGUGUUGAUUCUUUGAUGAAAUCUGAAUUCCCAAACACCUAUGACCCACAAGCCCCACCUCUGGGACUUACUCAGUGGCUUAAUUAAACUCCAGGGAUCCCAUCUCUGACAACAGAGCUAUCUGAGUCAUUGAGUGGCAGGAACGUGGGUACCAGUCAGGAAAAUGGAGAGCAUUCCUGUUUUCCCUGGUAGAGAUGUGGGGUGCACUACUCACCUGACUUCUGUAGUCAGGCCUUCUGGGGCAUCCCAGAGAGUCAUGGAGAAGUUGGCCUUUGUGUCUCUGCGAAUAUCUGUCUAGCAUCCCCACUGGCUGUGUUGGAGUGUGGUCCUUAUACCUCCUGUCCAUACUUACUGUGAGGGAGAGGGCAGCCUUCUUGUCUGCUUGGCUUUUUCACUCAGCACCUUAUGUGACAGUGGCCUUAACUCUACAGUCAGACCCAUCUGGGCACCCCCAGCUCAGCCAUGUCCCUGCUGCAGACAAAUCGCGUUCUUGUGACUCUGAGGGACACACCUCCCAGAUCCCAGGCUGUGACUCAUAGAAGAGCUUCUGUCCACAAAUGGACAGGUGAACCUGCAUCAUUCCACAGGACCUCUGACAUCCCAACAGUGGCUGGCAGGAGCAAGCAUCUGAGUCCCUCAUGGGGUGGUCCUCCCAGCCGGAGCCAGGGUCCACCCCCUUCAACCUCCAGGAGGCCACUCAUGCCCAAGAGAAUGCAGCUCACACAGGCAGGACAUUCCCCCGGACCAUCCAAAGGCAUGGUAGCCACCUUGAAAUUUCCAGAAAAUCCAUGUUGCAGACUCAUUCCAUUUUUCUUAAGCCUGGGCCAAUGAAGUGUUUCCAGGAUGGAGCCGACAGCCCAGGAACAGACAGAGAAAACCUUCCGCUAUGUCAUCAGAGCUCCCAGCAUCGAUGGCUUUGAUAUGAUGAACGUGGAUGUGAAGAUCGACACGUGCUGGGUGUUCCGAGAUGUGGAGGAGAGUGACCAGGAGCAGGGAUGCCUUCCAGAAGCAACCAGCAGCCCAGACUUGGACACGGGGCUGCUCAGGGAGCAGCUGGAAUCCUCAGAGUGGAAGCUGUUGGCCAUUGUGGACAAGCAUGUGAUGUCAGAGUCAGGGCUGAGGAGCAGGGUCGAGGAACUGGAGCUGUCAGAGAAGAAACUUCUCCUCAAGGUAGAACAGCUGCGUGCCCGCAUAGCCCAGGAAAGAAGCACCUCCCUCUACGCCCAGGAGCAGCUACAGGCACUGCAGAGGGAGCUGGUCAGCCAGGUGCGGGAGGCGAAGAGCGCGGCCAGACGGCAGCAGCGGCUGCAGGAGCGGCUGCAGCUCAAGGACGAGGCCCUGGCACGGCAGGCGGUGGCACUGGAGCGCUGUGGGCGGGCCCAGCGGUUGCAGCUGGGCCUGGUGCGGGAGCAAGAGCGCGUUCUGCGGGCGCAGGUGCAGCGGUUGGAGCGCGAUGUGUGGCGCCUGGGCCGUGCCGCGGGCCUCCUGCUGGCACAGCUGCAUGCUGCGGACCCGUUGCCCAGUGAGGGCAGCUCCCGGCAGCAGAUUCCCGCCGGUUACCUGGGAGCCUCCGAGGCCACAGAGCUGAGUGUCCUGCGGGCCAGGGCAGAACGAGCGGAGCGGGAAUGGGCGGAGGCGGUGCGCAGGCUGCGGGAGCACAGCGUCACCAAGCGGCAGCUGCGGGAGCAGCUGGAGGAACUGCGCUGCUGUGUGUAUGGGCUCACGCUGUCGGAGAUUGGCCUGCACAGCCAGGUGGAAGAGCUCGCCCAGCAAAACAGGCGCAUGCGAGACCAGCUGGGGCACGGUAGCCCGGGCGCUCUUGUCCAGCCCCACCUAGAUGGACAGAUUCUUCGGCUGCUGUGUAGCUGCCCCCCAGAACCAGGCAGCUGCCCCCCAGAACCAGGCAUGGAUGAGCGACUUUGCCCCUUGGCAGGAGUUUCAGAGAAUCUUCAAGCCACUGGAGCCCAGGAUUCCCUCCUACUGUUACCCACAUCCAUGUUCCAGCUCUGGGAGCCUGCUGGAGAACCGCAGCCCCUCCUGCCACCUCUGCUCUGGAAGCAUCUCCUACGAGAACUUCAGACCCAAGAAGAGAUGGACAGCAAGCCGUCCCCUGCCCCUGAGGUUGUGACACACCCUGACUGGCCUUGUGAUCUGGCAAGGAGCCACGUUGCCUCCUUCAUCCAGGAGUCUCCACUCAUUUCAAAUGGUUCAUUUCCCACAAAAGAGUCCAAGGAGCCCAGAGACAUGUGGAAGGAGAGAGGCAGGCCUCCAUCUGCAAGUGCAGAGAAGUGGGAGGUGAUGGGAGCUUUGGGUGUGAUAAAACCAGAGCUUGACGACAAGUCUCUGCUGGAUCCGGAAAACAGUGAGAAGCUGAUUGUGGACACCGAGGGCCAAGCCCCAGAGGGCAUACAGGAAGGGAGCAGGGCUUCAGAGACCCAAGUCAUGGCCCACUGUCCUUGGCCCUGGCUGGAAUGUCAAUGUCUCCUACUGACUCUGCAUGGGACAACCUCUAAGUCACAGGAAAGUCCUGGUCCCAUGAGAAAGAGAUGGGGUGUGGAAGGAUGUGGCUGGGAACACUUGGGAAAACUGUCACCAGAGAAGGAGGAAGAGGCUACCGGUGCUAGGGCCCAUGAUACGAGAGAUCCAGAGCCAAAUGGUAGCCAGUUUCCAGCAGGAAGGGGCAAAGAGGUCUGGAGGAUGACACAGGAUAAGCAGGGCCACCAGCUGUGCUUUGGAGACACUCACAUCCUGCAGAAGGAGUGGUCUGGGGAAGAAGAACAAGAGGAGAAGAUGCAGCUCAGAGCGGCAUCCAGCCCGGCUCCACUGGGUGUCUCUGAGCAGCUUGACUCCAAGCGCCAUGUGGGUCAGGAACAGAGACUACUAAUGGGUGAUCAGGAUUUUCUGGAGUUUCCCAAAUGGGCCCCAGCAGGUGGCCGCAGUGAAGGUCCUUGCCCCUCUCAGACUCUGACCACAGGACAGGGCAGGAGCACCCUCCAGCUAGACACACUGGAAAGGGAGGUGGGGGCCUGCUUCCAGCAGCUGGACAACCUGAAGUUUGUCUGUGGCGAUCCCCAGGAGAUGUCAGCAUUGAUGAGAAAGAGCCAGAGUGUCGCUUAUACAGGGAUGGACACUGAGGGGGCUGUGUGCCAUCAGCAGGCCUCAGCCAGCCAGGAUCUGAACACAAAAUCCAGCAGGAAUGGCGAGGGAGUGAGGCUGGAGGAGGGUGUGGCUCUGGGCACUGGAGAAGUUCUUUCAGGACCAGCUGAUGGGGAUAAAGCCAACCUGGUCCCUGCAGAGCUGAGUGGGAGCCCGCUCUCCCCAACGUGGUGUACCCGCAAAAGGGUGGGGAGCAGCUUCCUUCAGCUCCUUGACACCCCAAAGAAAGAGAGAAGUCAGGUUUUGCUUGAUAAUGCCAGGCUUCAGGGAGCCCAAGAAGGAUGUCACCAUGAAGGAUGCCAUUGUGAGAAAGAGCGGGCCAGAGAAGUGGCCAAGGCCCUGAGGCUGGAACAGGCAAACCUAUCGCUGCAGGAAGAGCUGGUCCACCUUAGGCAGGAACUGGACCAGUGUCUGCAGGCUGUGUCUGACCUGGAGGACUGUAAUGGGAAGAGUUACUGCAAGAUUUCCCAGCUGGAAGAGGAGAAUGAGAAACUGAAGGGGGACCUGGGCCGGCUGCACAAAGCCAUGUCCGAGAGUGUCAGGAAAGCCGGAAGCAGGAUGGAGCAUGUCACCCUGGAAAACAGGGAGCUCAGGGCUCUGAUCUCAGAGCUUGGAGUCAGUUACAAAGGGCUGAUAAAGGACACGAUGCUAGGGAUAGAAGACAUGCUCUGGGCUCUGCAGGGGGAAAACCAGCAUCUUGUAUGCAGGGUCCAAGGCCUGGAGCGGGAGGUCCUGCAGAUGAGCAGGGAUCCCAGGGAAGAAAAGUGGUAUCCCCAGGAAAACUUCAAGAUGCCAGGAGACAAGGGACACACAGAAGACAAAGAGGUCCAGGUGACUCUGCUUUCAGGACAACUGGUUACACGAGCCUGUGGGCCACCCUGGGAUGAGAAAUCAGGUGUGACGUGGGGACAGGCAGGACCUUCAUUAGAUUUGAAAGGUUCCAGAUGCGGGGCUGUUGCUAGUUUUGCCUCAUCAGUCUGUGGAGUCACUACAGGGCCUCAGGAAGCAAACGCCAAUGGGGCAAAGGGAGACAGAGCUCGGCUGCAGAAAGAACAGGAGACACCAUGGUGUUCCACGCAACAAGGACAGUCUCAGAGGUUCCUGAGCCGCAGCCUCCAGCUCCAGACCUCCAAGGCUGCUGUCCCUGAGGAAGACCCCCAACUGUGCAUACAGCGGCUCCACCACCAGGUGCGGACUCUACAGUGCCAGCUCAGGGACCAGGGCUGGGCUCUGCGGGAGUUGCAGGUGGCUCGGGAUGAGGCUGUGGGCCUCCAGGAUAAGCUCAAGGGCAAGCUUGAGGAGCUUCGGGCGCAGCAGCAUGAAGCGCUCCUGGCCAUGAGUCCUCUGAAGGCCAAGCUGGCUUCCAUGGUUCACAAAUGCCAGGAGAGGAACCGCCUCAUUGAGCAACUGCUGCAGGAGCUGCCAAGACAAGAGCCCAAGACCCACCUGCUCUUUGAGCUGGCGCAGAACAUGCUUGAUGAUGUGGCUCUGGCUGAGUAUACCGCCACCUUCCUGACCCCGGGAGCCCUAGAGACAGUCUGCCACCUGGAUGUGGGCUCCAAUGGGAAGACAGCCAGAGGAGGAGCUCAGGAGUACCUGCUUACUUCUGAAACAGACAGUAUCCUUCAAAGCCUGUGGGGUGUGGAGUCCUGGUCCCUUCCAGGGACUAAGUGGGCAUCUCAGACGGCUCCACCCAGUUCCCCAAAGGAAAGAAGACAGCACCAUCAGGCACAGCAUGCUGGCAAAGAUGAAUGGCUGUCCCAGGUGACCAAUGGAGCAGAGGUGGCUCUGUGAUUUACAGUCCUUUCAAGAGCUGAGUUACAAGCCGUGUCACCACCCUGUACCGGUCAUCAUGAGGGGAUGUGUCUCUCUACAUGAGGCUGGUGAGAGCCUCAGAAGUCCCCGGCAUUGGUGUGGAGCAAUGGCAGGACCCUGGGAUUUGGAGUUUCCUGACUGGCUGUGUCACUUGCACAAAUGGCUUAACUUUUUGAAUGUCUCCUUCUUAACCUGUUUGGGGAGUCUUUCUCCCAUGUAUGAUGGAUGGCAAGUCAUUCUGACACUUCAGGAUGGUGACUCUUGUAUUGGAGCAUCAUGGUGUUUGUGAGCCAUCUUUUGCUCACCUCCCUGAUGUCAUUCAGGACUUGCUGUCUUGAAGCACACACCAUAUUACUGAUGUCUCUUCUACCUGCAGUAGGUCAUGAGGCCUGCAGAGGAUGGUUAUAAAGUGACCUUGGUGAUGAUCUGGACAUCAUAGAGGUUCUACAGAGUCCCAGGCUGAAUGGAGGUCUCACCUGUACUGGGAAUUGUCUAGGGAGAGCCCCCCCCAGAUGCCAUCAGGCUCUCAAAGUAACAGACUCAGCGUCAAGCCGUGAACUCUACAGGGGAUCCAGAUACCUGCCUCUGCCCCUACCUUGCUGGUGACCCUUAGGCUAUCCCUUGACCUCGAAGGGCUUCAGGUCCUCAUCUGUGUAGUGGACACACCCACAUGCUUUCCAGUUCACUGGCAGCUGCAGCACCUCCCUGUUUGGCAUCAUGGCUCUGUCGCUCCUGGUUAUGAGCUCCUAUUGCUGGUUUCUCCUGAGGAGCAGGUUUUGACUCAUGGGAAAGGCUCCAGGUAGCCUCUCUGUUUCCAGAAGGAGGAAAGAGAACUGCUUAUCCAAACACAGGCCACUUCUAACAACUGUGUCCUCUAUUUGCCCCCUAGGUAGUCACAGCAUGCCAAGCCAGCAACCCAUACCAAUGCCUUGUCCCAUAUCUGUGUUCUUAUCCAGGGGCUUAGUUUCCUUGAAGGGGUGGGGUAUUUCCCUUUAAGGGUGAUGGGGCUGGCUGGUUCUGGCAGAUGGGUAUCCAACAGGACCUUUUGAGAUCUAAGUACUCCCAGAAGAUACAGGACCACCAAGAUUCUGCUUGGAUAGUCCUCCGGGAGCCAGCUUCCUAGCCUUGCUGCUGUGUUCAAGUGGAGGGUAGGAGAUGGGUAAUUCAGUAGGGAUUUCUUGGGCUUGUGAAGAACCUGGGGCUUUGGUCAGUGAGGGAGGAGUGAUAGACAACCUACGUGCUCAAACACAGAAUCUAGCCCACAGUAGACACACAGGCUACCCUUGGAGGGACUGAUCAAAACCCUGUCUUUGUGAGUUAUGUUUUUGAUUAGACUGAAGGUACAGAGUAUAAACUCAGUGUCGUGACCAUCUCAUCCCUCCAGUUCACUGCGCUGAGCACAUCCACACACUCAGUGCUGCGAAGCCAUUGCCUCUACCAUCUCCAGGGCUCUUUUGUCUUCUCAACUGAAACCCUAUGUCCAUUACACACUAGUUGCUCUUCCUCUUGGCCCAGACCCUGACAACCCCAACUCCAUGUCUCUCUUGUCUGAUUGCCCUAGGGACUUCAUAUAACAUGUGUCCUGUAACUAGCUUCUUGGUCUGUAUGACGUCUCCAGAGCUUGCCCAUGCUAAGUUAAUCAGCAGAAUGCCCCUUUAUAAAGCCAAUCCUGCUUGUAUUGGCCACAUUAUUUGUCCUCUCACAGAGCAGUGACACUGGGAUCUCUGCUAUCUUUUGAACGUGGGACUGAUGCUGCCAGGAAGGUGAGCACUCAGAUAUGCCGAUAUAUUUUAUUCCUGUGUGUGUGCGCACGCGCACAAGCUGACUUAACAUUUAAAGCCGAGAUAUUCCCUAGGAAGUUUCUGGAGAACAUCAAGGUUCUCCAGAAAGCUGUGGGAUCUGGUCACUUUGCUCCCCCAACUCCUUGUCUUCUUGGCCACCAUGGGAGCUGUGUGAGGCUGCUCUGCUGUCUUCCAAUGGCAAACACCUGUCCGGGUGCCUUGGGAAUAGACUAUUCUCCUCAACCCACUCCAAAGGCCAGCUGGCCGCCACCUUGCCGUGAUUCAGUGACCGUCUCUCAGCACUGCACGUUACAGUGGCAGUGCAGAUAUCAGAAAGGAUCAGAGCCUCAGCCUAUCUAUUCCCCAGGCAGGGAGUGAUGCCAUAUGCUCCCUGGGAUAGACUGGGCCCCAUACUGCCCAUCCCCACCUCAGGGCAAAGCCCUGAGCUAUUUAAGUCCCAAUUCGGUCUGUCUCAUGGAGGAACACUGGAGGGAGAGCCCUUUCUCUGGCAGCCUGGAGGAGCUAAGACAGAGGGCGAAGUGUGUUUGGAAGGUGCUGAUAACUCAGGCCAGUCCUGGAGGCUGAGUGUGCAUGGAGCAGGACUCCUUCCCUGUGCUGUAAAGUGGAAAAGGAGGCUUGCACAACCUAGGACCGUUCCCAGGACUCACGAGGCCUAUGGGAAGUUAACUUGGCAUAUACCAGGUACUCCCUAAUUGUUGCUUCCCAGUCAGUGGGGUCACUUCUGAGGUCUCCCAUCACUUUCCCCGAAAAAGCCAAGAUGUCUAGGGAACACCCUGGCUUUCGAUGUGCCUGCCUGAUUUGAACCAGCCUGUAGUGGUCAUCCUCUGGGCCAUCUGCAUAGUCUUCCCAGUACCAGGAGGAUAGACUUAGAAGGUAUCUGUUUUAUAGUUCAAGAUCAGCAAAGCCUGUGCUUGGCGUGGUGGCACUCAUUUUUAUCCUGGCAUUUGAGAGCUAUCAAAUAGAUAGAGGCAGGUAGAUCUCUGUGUGUUUGAAGUAAGUCCCAGGCCAUCCAGGGCUAUACUGUGAGGUCCUCUUUCUAUAAUACAAUUCUCCAAAUACUUCUUCCACAAGGAGGGGCCUUUAGUUCCUGUUGGCUCACUCCGGAACUCACAGGCAUGUGACACCGUGACGUAAUGCUUUCCAGAUCUUAUUUAUUGAUUCAACCAACGGCAUUGACUAAGAGCCAGGCUAGCCCCUGCAGCAGGAGCCCACUGUGGCCAGCUGUCAGUGGCUCUGCUACAUGCUCCAUUUGAAUAGUCCUUCUCCAUGACUUUGCCUUCAAGGGGCAUCCAUGGGCUGGAUGGGGGGCUUCUUGUCUUCCUGGGCCAAGUUCUAGGUGGUCUGUUGUCCUGGGGUCCCACUGGUCUCCCCUCCCACUCAACACUGAUGCUGUUGCUUCUUCUUUUCCAAAGCCUGGAUGGAGACAUAUGAAACAUCCUCUAACUUGAGGCACCCCUGGACCACACAUGGGGGAUCCUUUGAGGUCAGACUUGGACCCAGCAGAGCCUAGCCUCUUCCCCUUUGGGCUUUGGAUGAGAUAGGACACAGAUGGAAAAGGCUCUUGUCAACAUACAUUCUGUAGGAAAAGACCAGAUUGGUGCUGUUUGACUUUCAUGUGCUAGCUAGAAGACAGAGACCACCUGGCAUAGGAGGGGCGGAAAGGAUUUAAAGCCAGAGCCACAAGGCUGCAGGGAGCAGUCUGAAGCUCUGACAGUGAAGACACCCCCCUAGCCCAUUUUUUCACCUGCCAGUCUGAGCCCUAACACAGCCAUCCACACCAGCAUCUGCCAGGGGCACCAGUGAACAGGCUGGGUAGGGAAGUGCUUUGCAGACCUGAGCACAGUAAAGGUGCUUUGCUCAGGCUAAUACUUUGGUGUGCGUGUAUAGCAUACCUACUGUGUGCCCUGUGACCUAUGUGACCUGUCUGCCUUGAGAUGAUUUGGAAAAUGUCCCUGGACUGAGAAGGAUUGCCUGUCAGAUGGCUGUACUACACAUUCAUAGAUCAUGACUAACAACAGCCAGGGAGUUGGCAUGGCAACGUUUUCCCCUGAACUGUGAGGCAGUAUGCUUAAAAUAGGUACGCUGGAGGUGUGGCAGCCGCCGCCGAGACGGAUAGCUCUGCAGCCUGAACUGGGUGGUAAGCUCAGGGUGGCCAUGUCCUUGUCCGUCCCCAGCAGGUCAGCAGUGCAGGCACUGAGAUGGCCGACCCAGGAGCAUCCACUGUGGAAUCUGGAGAAAGACUGGGGUUCACUGUGUAAACCCGUUUCCUUCGUGAAGCCCGGAAAACUUAAAGUGGGACAUACUUAGCCAAGGGGCCCCAGAUGGGCCUGAACUCGGUUCUGAUCUCUUGUGGACUACUGCCCAGCAGUGCCAUGGUGCAGCUGCUUCCGAUUGAGGAUGCGGCUCAUUUUCUUGUGGGUUUCAAUGUGAAUGGCAUCAUUUAACACUGAGGCUGAGUUCGAGUCCUCCUUUUCUGUGGAAUUCGUGUGUAGGAUCCUCCUUGGGAAGUCCGGAGUCCUGGAAUAGCUUGGAACUCUUGUCUUAUGGCUAGACUUAUGUGGGCGGGGUUUGACUCGGCCUCUCCCUACUUCUCCAAUGUUCAGACCAGCAGAACUGAUCAGAAGCUCAUGAACAUGGGGCUGAAGAUGCAAGCUCGGCUGGUAGAAAGUUUGGCUGGCACAUGUGAGGCCCACCUGUCACCAUAUACCCUGCAUGUGUUGAUGAACUACUGUGAUCCCAGUGUUCCAGGGGUGGAGCAGGAGGAUCAGGAGUUCAACUUACCUUCAGCUACAUAGCAAGUUUGAAGCUUCCCUGAGAUCUACAGAUACUCAAGAACAAAACACAACAAACCAUGAAUUGAGCAGGGUGUGUUGUUACACGCCUCUUAUCCUUGCAUCUAGCACUCCGGAGGUGAGGAUAGGAAGAUCCAGAGUUCAGGGCUAGCCUGGGCUGUGUGAAAUUGUCUGAUAAAAAUGUUCCUGAACCAUCUGUGAUGAGAUUCAUCUGUGAGUCUGGUUCAUCAUCACUGCAGAGGAUGGGGACCCAGGUGUCACACAAGAGUGCCCUGCACUCCUUUUGCUCCGCAGGUGAUUGAAUGAGGUUAAUAAUUUCAGGGACUGUUUCUCCUAUAAGCUCUGAGCUGCCUGAAAGAGACUCAUGGCUUGUGCUUGUUUCCAAGUGGAGGGGCUAGAAGAUGAGACUUUCCUCCUUCCCUCCCUUCCUUCUUCAUCCUAUCCUUCCUUCCUCUUUCC
Messenger RNA from Microtus ochrogaster (prairie vole), 10921 nucleotides. It is a transcript of the gene C6H4orf50, whose product is annotated as chromosome 6 C4orf50 homolog. Lineage: Eukaryota; Metazoa; Chordata; Mammalia; Rodentia; Cricetidae. The record is from RefSeq and is a predicted model, not a curated record.